UUGGAUGAGGGGUGAGAAGGCGGGACUUCCGGCGGCGCAGGUUGGAGUAGAGUGACAGACUUCACGUCCAUAAAAGUGGAAGAUAAAGCGAAGGACGACGCGCCAGAGGUUUUAACACAAUUGUGAUGAUUUUCAGACAUGGACGACAUAAACCUUCACUAUCGCUUUCUGAACUGGAGGAGGCGAAUCCGAGAAAUCCGUGAGGUGCGAGCAGUGCGAUAUCGGGAGCGGCUCAAGAGGAUGCUGAGAGACGGAGACGUACUCAGGUAUCAUGGGAAUUCAGAUGAAGUUGGCUGUUUCGUGGCUGGCCGGCCGUUGUCAAGAAGAAAUCGCUAUUUUGAAGUGACAAUCAUGGAUACAGGAGUGAGGGGGAUGAUCGCUGUGGGUUUGGUGCCUCAGCUCUACAAACUGGACCACCAGCCGGGCUGGCUCCCACAUUCUGUGGCUUUCCAUGCUGAUGAUGGCAAGCUGUACAAUGGCAACACUGUUGGGCAGCAGUUUGGUCCAAAGGGCUGCAGAGGUGACAGAAUCGGCUGUGGAAUAUCCAUGGACUCAGAUGAUGGACAACUGACUGUGUUUUUUACCAAGAAUGGUAAAGAAGUCGGUAGUGUGGAAAUCCCAGCAUCGCCUGAAGCUCUGUACCCCGCUGUGGGAAUGCACUCUUUGGGGGAGGAGGUGCUGCUGGACCUGAAUGCUGAGUGGGGGAUGGAGGAGGAUGAUGGACAGAUGAUUGUGGACAGUCAUGAAGAGGACUGGGGCCGUCUCCAUGAUGUCAAGGUGACCGGCACGCUGCUGGAGUACAUGGGGAAGGGGAAGAGCAUUGUGGACGUGGGCUUGGCUCAGGCACGUCGGCCUCUCAACACACGCUUCCACUACUAUGAGCUGGAGAUCACAGAUGAUGGAGAGAAGUGUUACAUCGCCCUGGGUCUGGCACGCAGGGACUACCCUAAGAACAGACAUCCGGGUUGGAGCAGAGGGUCAAUAGCUUAUCAUGCAGAUGAUGGAAAGUUGUUCCAGGGCAGCGGGGUUGGGGAUGCCUUUGGACCGCGCUGUUUUGAAGGGGAUAUUAUGGGCUGUGGGAUCAUGUUUCCACGUGACUUCAACCCUGGUUUGGGAGAUGACGCAGAGGACUGGGACUUCGACGUGUUUCCCAAACCCUGUGAGGUGCAGAAUGACUUGUACGCAAACAACGAAGAUGAGGAGGAGGAGGAGGACGAGGGAGAGGAUUUGGAGGGGAGGAAGGUCACAGUGUUCUUCACCAGAAAUGGAAAGGUGGUGGGCCGGAGAGAAGUGGCCUUGCCGUUUGGAGGCUUCUACCCGACGAUUGGCAUGAUGAGCACUGGGGAGAAGGUCAAAGUGGACCUGCACCCCCUCAGUGGCUGAGCCGAGGGGGCAAAUGAAAACGGUGAAGUGGUGAAAUCAGAGCUCAGGUACAUUUUGGAGAAUGAACAAUAAAUAAUACCUCCGCAUCCGCAAAGGCUCCAAGAUGUUACUUGAAAACUCACUCCAGUGUUGAAGGUCACUGUGGCUCCCUGGUGCUGUAAGAAUUAUUUAACAUGCUGGUAGAAUUGUUUUUAAAUCAGGAAUUAUCAAAAAUAAUGUAUGUUAAUAUGACAUGUGCCUAAAAAUCGUUUUAUAAUGAAAUUAUUUUAUACUGAAUGAAAUUGUUUCGUCAUAGGUUUUAAAGGGUAAAACACUAUUUUUGACAAUUUAAAUCUCUAACAAAAUGCCAAAAAGGGUCUCGCCAGAGUAUUGAAUGUAAAAAUCCGAACAGAGCAGGCUCCAGUUAACAAAUCAACCCCAUCUGUCCUCAUAAAAGAAGCGUUGUCAGCAAUAAUGAAUGUCGGCAGACACGUAGCCCCACACUCGCACUCUGCAGCCAGACUGUGCUGAUUACCAGAGGUCUGAUGGGUUUCUUCCCAUUGACGGUGUAUUACUGACACUCAGUGGUGAGAAAAAUCAUGUUCUUCCAAAGAAACCGUUGUGCACUGAAUGAACAGCGAGUUCACUCUCUGUAAAACUAGCUGCUUGAUCGCUGUCGUCCUGUAUGAGUGUGGGUGGAGUUACUGCUGCAUAUUUAUCAGCAAAUGUGCAAGUCACUUGUAUUGAGCACUGUGGGAUAAUUGGGGUUCAAUAACAAUUUGUUGAAACUCAAUCCAAAUUAUAAUUAUGACCUUUCAUUAUGAUAUUGAAAUAUCUGUUUUGUUUCUAACUCAAGGUUGGUUUGAUGAUCAUGACUGGGUCACUUUAAUCGGGUACAACUUUAGUGUUUAAUUGUACUGUUACAGGCAAUGUACCGUCAUUUGAUACAUAUACAGAUAAUAUUUGUCAUAAACAUCUGCACCUAAAAGAUGAUACAUCAAAACCAGAACCCUGUCAAAAAAACCAAAACACAUAUCUAAGGCUCUCCAUGAUUUUUGAAUAUGAACAUUCUUAUUUAACCUAAACCCAAACAAAAAAAACCCAAAUAAUUAGGGCUGGACAAUAUGGACAAACUAAAAAAGAAAAAAGCCAAUAUCAAUAAUUACCUUUUUUUUUUUUAUCAGAGGCAGAUCAGUUAUGGUAUUAGACUUCCUCACCGUGCUUGGACAAUGCUAUCUAUCAAUCAUAGUGAUGCUGCUUUUUCUUUAUGAGAAGCUCGUAUCUUUUUGAGGUUUGGAGCAUUUUUCAAAUUGAGCCCCACAGAAAAGACACUUUGUAGAUGUGUAUGGUAUUAGAUGUGUUGUCUGUGGAUCAUUCGUGUAUUUUGGAGGAAAUAGAUACCAACUGUCACAAAAAGGGAAAAUCAUCAAGGGCAAGAGUAUCAAAUCCUGUCAGGACAAGAACAAUUAAUGACCACACGUGCUAUAGUUAAAAAUGUCUGAGUAGUUAGAAUAUUCAAUCAAAGGUCUGAAUGUUGAAAAUGAAGCCUUAACUAAGAUUUGCUGCUCUUGAUAUUAGAAAAUGAACCAAUGACCUUGUCUUUUCUAAGAUCAUGUUGUGAUUGUUGUUUUAGCCAUUGUUGGUAACAAACUGUUAUUUACCUGUAAAGCUUUUUUUUUUUACGAUUUUAGGAGUUUCCAUUUUCCCCAUGUUUGUGUCAAUCGUAAACAAUGGCAAAGUUAAAUGAAUAAAAAAAGCUUUUGUUUUGUGAUGCCAAAUUUUGCACACAAUGCUGCUUUGGCAUGAACUCAGACGACACUUGCAUCAGGUUUCCCUGCAGAUCUCUGUGUGUUGGAAGUUUUUCGUUUUUCGUCCAAAUAAGACAAUCGCUGGCGACAGCUGUGACUUAAAUUUUUUACUGUGAUACUGUUUAUUAAUGUUUCAGUUUAUUUUAGAUCUGCAUAAACGGUUAUUACUGUGCACGUCAUCAAGAUACUAAGGGCACUUUACAGUAGAAUACUGAUUUGCUGAACUUCAAAUGUAAAAAAAAAACUAACAAAUGACCUGUGUGAAAACGAUCGAGUGCGGAUCCUUUAUUAAAUGAAACCCUUGCAGUGGGAUCCAGGAAGGUGAUGGAAGUGCCCAUUCGACAUGUCCAUAAACUGCCGGUCACUAAAAAGGUCUAAAAUAACAACUUCUUGGCUCCAAUAUUCAUUUGAAUAAGGUUGAUUGAAAUGUUGCUGUGUUGCAAAAAGCUUCGGUUCUUCCACGUUUCAUCAUUUUGCUGAUCACACUGUGUGUUAAUCAUCUGGUUCACAGGAGCAAAUAAAGGUCCUUUGCUGCUGUUGCCUGUCUGCGACAUGUUUGUGUAUAUAUAUAUAUAUAUAUAUUUUUUUUUUUAAUUUGGUGAAAUCAAUCUUCAAUCAAGUUAAACAUGAUCAUGGUGUUUUAGUACCUUCCCAUCCUGCCUGUGAAUCCACUCUGUUCCUCUUCUAUGGUUUUGAAUCCUGUUGACUUUCCUCUCAUCCAUUCUCUUUACACUUGAAGCAAUAAGACAGAUAUGCCAAAAAUAAUUAAAAGAAUGUUCACACUCACUGCA
Hippoglossus stenolepis (Pacific halibut) is the source of this 3961-nucleotide messenger RNA. RefSeq names its product SPRY domain-containing protein 3. NCBI's taxonomy places the organism in Eukaryota, Metazoa, Chordata, Actinopteri, Pleuronectiformes, Pleuronectidae. Gene Ontology annotation, molecular function: protein binding. The record is from RefSeq and is a predicted model, not a curated record. The coding region runs from base 139 to 1383 and encodes 414 amino acids. The transcript has 11 exons.